Parasteatoda tepidariorum (common house spider) is the source of this 3576-nucleotide messenger RNA. RefSeq names its product ubiquitin thioesterase trabid. The record is from RefSeq and is a predicted model, not a curated record. Gene Ontology annotation, molecular function: K63-linked polyubiquitin modification-dependent protein binding; cysteine-type deubiquitinase activity. Gene Ontology annotation, biological process: protein K29-linked deubiquitination; protein deubiquitination involved in ubiquitin-dependent protein catabolic process; positive regulation of Wnt signaling pathway. NCBI's taxonomy places the organism in Eukaryota, Metazoa, Arthropoda, Arachnida, Araneae, Theridiidae. Gene Ontology annotation, cellular component: cytoplasm; nucleus.
AAUGUUACGAAAUUAAUAAACAAUUUUAGCUCCAAAGAAAAUAUUUUGUGUCAAAUUGUGUAAUAUGAACAUCUAUUUACCUUUUUUGUUUGCUUAUUUGUUAUAUUUCUUUCAAAUUGAUUGGUGCAGCUGUAACCAAGGCCAAGAAGGGAGCUAAGACCAGGGAAACAGAGCAAAUGGAAAGGAAAUUGUGUUUGUGUCUGAGAUUUGUGAAGAGCAAGCUGCGUGACCAGUAAUGGAUUAGGAUCAAAAUAUUAUAUAAAUAAAAAGUCUGUGAUAGUUUUAAUAAUAUUAUCCGCGAUGCAAAUCACAAUUUAUCCUUUUUUAAUGCUUCAAAGUUUGAGCUGAACGUUUUAUUAUUUAUUUAUGCUUCUGUAAGCCUAGAAAGCUGCUAAUCAUCUUAUGUUUACAUUUUGGUAAAUACAUUUACCUUAAGAUAAAUUUUAUGGAUUGACCUGCACUGGAAUAUUUAAUGUGUAAAUUAUGGCAUCAUGAUUAGUUUGUAUUGCCAGUUUCAUUUCUCCAAUUCUCGCAUAUUCUGAAAAACUAAUACAAUGAGUCAAGAUGAACCGAAAUGGACUUGUAGUGCUUGCACAUUUGAGAACUGGCCUAAGUCUCUUAAAUGUACGAUCUGCCUCUCUCCUAAACAAGCUAAUGUUAUAUCACAAGAAGACUCUCAGGAUAUAUACAUGAUUGCUCCAUUAAUAUCUGAAAGCAAUACGAAUCCAACAGCCCAGAGCAGCAGCGCUUCAUCGAAUCCUCACAACAAGUGGUCCUGCUCCUCUUGUACAUACCUGAACUGGCCUAGAGCUACAAAGUGUACGCAGUGUUCAUCUGUUAGAAAACAGUUUCCACCCUCCCCAGUCCUAGAGUCUUCUAAUAUCAGCAGCCCAAAUGAACUUCUUUCAAAAUCACCAGAUGUUGUGACAACUUCAGCAUCCAUUCACUCUGACAGCUAUUACAAUGACAGGAAUAAGUCUUGGAGUCGUACAAUAAAGUGGACUUGCCCUUCUUGUACCUAUGAAAAUUGGCCAAAAUCUGUGAAAUGCGUUCUUUGCCACUCUGCCAGACCCAAAGUAGAUCAAUCUUCACAAACAACAGAUGAAGAGAGCCGGUCUGUUCAAAGAGUUACCACAUCUCUCUAUUCUCCCAUCAAUUGCCCAUCCAUUCGUAGAAAUGAUCACUUAUCAUCUGACACCACAGAAAUACAGGUUUCAACUCCCUUAGCUUCAGCUAGUGAUAUAUCCAUAGCAUCAAACAACUAUUUGGAAGAAUGCAGACUCCGUAAUAGCCGUAGGAACAACAGAGAGGUGGACUGGACAUGGUUGAAUGCUUGUAUGGGUGUAGUAGAUGGGGAUGCAGAUCCUGUUAUUGAAUAUUUGUCUCUGGGUGGGGACCCCGCCAGACAACUCAACGCAAAUGAAGUUGCUCUGCUUAAAAGACCUUCUGCAUUUGAUUCCGGAUUUACUCUAGUGCAUUUAGCCAUUCGCUUUCAACGUGAGGAUCUGUUAACACUUUUACUCUCUCACACUGGCAUGACACGACCUGCAGCUAAAAGAGUUCCAGCCGACAUUAGUCGAACUCUGGCAGCUGACAUUCGCCAUAUGAUCACUGCAUCACUUAAGCAAAGAAGAGGCGAAUUUCCUUGCUAUUUCGUAACUGAGUGUGUUACUUUUUCUCUUCCUGCAGAAAUAGAAGAUUUCAACCCUAUUGUUCAAGAAAAACUAUUUGAUGAUCUCUUAGACAGAGAUGCACAAAAAGAAUUAGAAGAAGAAUCACCUAUUAUAAACUGGAGUUUGGAACUUACAGAGAGGCUUGGGUCCAGACUUUACGCUUUGUGGAAUAGAAGUGCUGGCGAUUGUCUUCUGGAUUCUGCACUUCAAGCUACGUGGGGAGUUUUCGAUCGUGAUAAUACACUCAGGCGUGCCUUGGGGGAAAGUUUAUGUGAAGCAGCAGCCGUUCUGUAUCCACGUUGGAAAGAAGCUGAGACAUUGCAGGCGAAUCUCUUACAGUUUUCGUUGGACGAGACUCAGUGGCAGGAAGAUUGGGCGAUGCUGCUGUCCCUCGCUUCUCAACCGGGCUCCGCUCUCGAACAAAUGCACAUCUUCACCUUGGCUCAUAUAUUGCGUCGUCCAAUCAUCGUUUAUGGUGUUAAAUAUGUAAAGAGCUUUAGAGGAGAGGCCCUCGGUUAUGCUAGGUUUGAAGGUAUAUACUUACCAUUGUUGUGGGAGCCAACAUUCUGUUGGAAAUCACCGAUUGCUCUCGGUUACACCAGAGGUCACUUCACUGCAUUGGUGUCUCUUGAGCCGGAAACCGAAGAUGUCCUUGGCGCUGGAGCUAACACACGCUCGGGAGAUGAUCUGAGGGUCAUAUUUUUACCCUUAAUGACUGUUGAUCAUCAGAGGCUGCCUGUGCACUUCUUAACACAGGAGGAGUUGGGCAGAGAGGAAGAAAUAAUGAAGCAAUGGUUGGAUUGUUGUGUGACUGAAGGUGGCAUCCUAGUGGCACAGCAAAAAAUACUUAAACGACCUUAUCUUGUGGCACAAAUGAUUGAAGAAUGGCUCGGAUUGUAUCGAGGUCUAGUCCGUAGACCCACCAUUCACUCAUCAUCACCCGAAUCUCAUACUCAAGUCUACUCAAGUGAUGGGGAUUCUGAUCAAGAAUAAUGAACUUAAAUUUUAACAUGAUGCAAUCAGCAAUGAGAGAUGUAAAUAGUGCUUGUGAAUAUCCCGUCCAAGAAAAGGGGGACUAUUUUAUGUCAUAGCUUCAUCACCCUGUAUAUUACCAACAACAUAGUGGGGGGGCACAUUGUCCCCACUUCAGCUAUUUUUCUCUAAUUCUGUACAGAUAGCAAGAUGUGUAUUUAUUCAAACUCUUUUAAUUUAAAAAAAAAAACUAAUAUUUAUUUUACUCUUAUUCAGAGAGAAUCUAGAGUUAUUUCUUCCCCCCCAAUUGUAAAUAGAAAAAAAUAAAAGUAUGUGCAUAAUAUGCAAGUAGAAAUUGUAAUUUAAAAUGGGUAUGCAAAUUUUAGCAUUUUUAUUUUACGACUGUUGAUUCUUUAAAUAAAUUAUAUGUUUGAGACUUGGCGCAAAGAAAAUCUGCAUAACUCUGUUGUGUGAAUAUGAAUUGAUGAUUGUUUAUAAAAGAGAAUAUUAAUUCUGUUUUUAUUUGUUGUGAUUUUAAUAAAUGUAUAGCUAGAACAUGGAUGUCAUUAUUAAAAUUUUUAAUCCAUUUCGACACAUUAUUUGCCUUAGUGUGUGCUAAGCUGAGAUUUUAAAAGACUCAAAAGCUUCGUAUUUUUCUCCUUUUGAUUAAUUGAGUUUUCAUUUUAAAUUUUCCUAUGACGUGUGUGAUUUGCUUUAAAUGUUGUUUUAAAAAUAAAUUUAAUAUAUUACUUAUAAAACUUAACUUUAUUUGAAAUUGAUAAUUCCCGAUUUUAUCUUUAUCCCUCCCCAUAAGGCCAGAAGAGAAUUCUUUGUUGGAACACUUACUUACUAUGCACUUUGUUUCCCUGAAAUAAAAUUAUUAUCCUUGUACAAAUUAAAUUUAUUUAAAAAUAAAAUUAACUAUGAAUGG